Molecule: messenger RNA, 4364 nt
Organism: Onthophagus taurus
Lineage: Eukaryota; Metazoa; Arthropoda; Insecta; Coleoptera; Scarabaeidae
Gene: Hipk
Product: Homeodomain interacting protein kinase
Biological process (GO): peptidyl-threonine phosphorylation; peptidyl-serine phosphorylation
Cellular component (GO): cytoplasm; nucleus
Molecular function (GO): protein serine/threonine kinase activity; protein tyrosine kinase activity; ATP binding
Source: RefSeq, a predicted model, not a curated record
AAAUACGUAGAUUUACGGAGGCAGCGGAAGUGUUCGGAGUGGCGAGCAUGCAACAGAAACCAUCGAAAUAUGGCGUAAAAAGGGGACUUUAAGGAAACGUGUAAGGUUUUUUUCUUGUUUUUGGUAAAUGCUAAAGGAAUGUGUAAAGUGUGUGAAGAACGUUCGUUGCGCGGAUGAGGACGCGGUGCGGUUCGUCAUCAACAUCAGGUCGUUUGGAUGCGACACGCGAACAGCGCCAGCAGCAGUGCCGCUUUCAAGAUGGUGGCUGUAUUUUGAAGACCCCUUUGUGUCCCGUAUGUCAGCAUGAAACUUGGUGAGAUCGCCGGAGACUGGAGGUUCGACAGCGGUUUCGUUGCAGGAAACGCCACGUGACAUGUUCAUCACGUCCCAGCAGCUGGCGACAAGUAGCGGGAACGUAUCAAAGCGCAGAAGACAAGAACAGUACGUUAGCGGUCACGAGGGUACAGGCGACGCGCACCAUCAUCAUCAACAACAACACCACCAACAGCAGCAACAACACGGCCACGGCAUUCAUAAUCACGGCGGUAGCGUGAUCCACGUUGGUGGCUCCGGCGCCUCAGACCAAUUUUUGGCGACGCAGCAUCAGCAACAGUUACAUCAUCAUCAGCAACAACCGCAACAUCAACCAAAUCCUCUUCAAACGAGCGUUGCGGUCUCGUCUGUGCAUACUUCCAGCCAGACGGACACGAACGGACAUGCUGUUGGUAGCCCUGCUAACAAUUCAAAAACGUUUGUCAGGGCAUCCACUAUAAAGUUGCUUGAUAAUUAUCAGCGAAGCGGCCAAAAGCGCAAGGCUUGGUCGCAGGAAGGUAAUGGUGAAGGCGGGGAGGCGAUCUCGCAGACAGAUACCAACACCGCAACCACCACGACGGCUCACAGCAAGGUUGGGGUGGCCCCCGGGCCCAGCACCCAGGCCCAAGAAUGGGCGGAUGCUGAGAAUGAAGGGGUGUUUGAUGAAGCAGGCUCUGGAAGCGGCGCGGAUGGCGACUAUCAGCUCGUUCAGCACGAGGUGCUCUUCUCGCUGACGACGCAGUACGAGGUGCUCGAGUUCCUCGGCAGGGGCACCUUCGGCCAGGUGGUCAAGUGCUGGAAGAAGGGCACUAAUGAAAUCGUCGCAAUCAAAAUAUUAAAGAAUCAUCCGUCGUAUGCCCGACAGGGUCAAAUAGAAGUAAGCAUCCUAUCGAGACUGAGCCAAGAAAAUGCCGACGAAUUUAACUUUGUCCGUGCUUUUGAAUGCUUCCAACACAAGAACCACACGUGUCUUGUGUUCGAGAUGUUGGAGCAAAAUCUCUAUGACUUCCUCAAACAAAACAAAUUCAGUCCCCUUUCCCUUAAAUACAUUAGACCCAUUUUACAACAGGUCUUGACAGCGUUGCUAAAACUAAAGCAACUUGGUCUUAUACACGCGGAUUUAAAACCAGAAAACAUCAUGUUGGUCGAUCCAAGUCGUCAACCAUACCGCGUUAAAGUUAUUGAUUUCGGCAGCGCCAGCCAUGUCAGUAAAGCCGUGUGCAAUACAUACUUGCAAAGUCGUUAUUAUCGCGCACCGGAAAUUAUUCUCGGGUUGCCGUUUUGCGAGGCUAUCGACAUGUGGUCGCUUGGUUGCGUCGUUGCCGAAUUAUUCCUUGGUUGGCCGCUUUAUCCAGGAUCGUCGGAAUUCGAUCAAAUUCGUUACAUUAGCCAGACGCAGGGCCUUCCGACCGAGCACAUGCUGAAUAACGCGUCGAAGACAACCAAAUUCUUCUAUCGCGAUAUGGACAGCACGUACCCUUUUUGGAGGCUCAAGACGCCUGAAGAACACGAAGCUGAAACGGGAAUUAAAUCGAAGGAAGCUCGCAAAUAUAUCUUUAAUUGUCUUGAUGAUAUUGGACAAGUUAAUGUACCCACUGAUUUGGAAGGAGGUCAAUUAUUGGCUGAGAAAGUUGAUCGAAAGGAAUUUAUCGAUUUGUUGAAGAGAAUGUUAACGAUGGAUCAAGAGAGAAGGACAACUCCAGGUGAAGCUUUAAAUCAUCCAUUUGUGAGGUUAGCGCAUUUAGUGGAUUACGCGCAUUGUAAUAACGUAAAAGCCAGCGUUCAAAUGAUGGAGGUUUGUAGAAGAAAUGAUUAUAGUACAGCAGCUACAGCCACACAUCAUCAACCCGCUCAACAAACUCAAUCUCUCGUUGCUAAUUUCGUACCCAGCUCGAACGGAAAUGUCACAUUUACUAUUAAUAAUCAUCAAGUGCAGAGACUUGUACGCGAUCGUAGUGGAUAUGAUAACUUGUACCAAAUUUAUGGAAGAAAUGUUGGACGACAAUAUGCAACAAGCAGCAGGGCUGAUCCUUUCCAACAUCAAUUAGUUUCGAGUAUUUUAUGUCCUGCUAGUUAUCCAGGAAUGGGCGGAUCUCCAGCGAAACACGUCACGGUCGUUCAGCAACCCCAACUUCAAAUACAACCCCCAAUACUAAGCCAACCUGCCCAACAGCAAUAUGUACCAGUUAGCGUCGUUGAACCAACAGGAAGACAAAUGCUUCUAACUAACGCUGUACAAACAUCAUGGCCUGCAAACCGCCAAAUGGCAAUAGUCCCAUCAUGGCAACAAAUCCCAGCUCAACAUGCAGCCAUACAACAACCACUUUUAUCUGACACUGCUGAUUGGGGAAGACCGCUUUUAGUUGAUUCAUCAGCUAUUUUACAAGAUCAACGACCAGUAUUUCCGGUGGAUGUGGCGGCCGAAGUUUAUAAUCCGGCAAUUGUAGAGCAUACGGGUGCUACAUGGGCGAGUAGCAAACGUACCUCGAAGAAUCACCACAUGCAACAGGCAUCAGCGCCGCACCACGGUCAUCAUUUAAUGGUACCAACUCAUCACCGCGUCCAACACGACAAAAAGGAACAGACACAACUUAGCCCGGUGAAGAAGCGUGUUAAGGAAAGUACGCCGCCCUCAGAAUUGCUCAAUGGGUACUCAAACGUUCGAAGGAAUUACAGUCCUGGUCAUCAAGGGCAUUGGCAACAACAUAAUCAACAUCCGCAACCCAAACAAUCCAGCAAUCAUCCUCAUCCAAAUAAAUUCGUGGCCGCCGCAAUAACCAUUAACGACACUCCUUCACCGGCCGUUUCCGUGAUCACCAUUUCUGACAGUGAGGACGAGACUUCUGUGCCGAAAAAGUCGGUAGUUUCAUCCACACACCAUAAUAGUGGUCAUAGAAACCAGGCUAAUGGUAACAAUAACAAUACAACUCAUCAGGCGCAACCGGGAACUAGUGGUGCUCACAGAAAGAACGUCAUCAGUUGCGUGAGUGUUGGUGAUAGUGAUAACGAAGAUCAUAAAAGUCCGACGAAAAUGCAGGAGCAAAUUCAAGCGUAUCAACAGCAAGUUAUUAAAAAUGAACCGUCCCAACAUCAUCAACCAGCUCCGCCAACAAAUUACGGUGCGCAAUCGAGAAAAACACGUCUUCUAGCCAAAGCACAAUCAGAAUGCAUGUUGGGUAACGUUCAAACGAAACAAGAACCGGGAGUUGAAUACCAUCAGCAUCAUCGCCAAAAUGAAUACAUGGUCCAACAGCAACAACAACCCGCACCACAACAAAUACAACAACAACAUUGCAACGCAGUCUGCAAGGAGCAGGUACAAAAUUAUCAAUACGCGAAUCCUUCAUCGGGACAUUUAAAUAAUCAAGAACAAAUCGUGUAUCCAACGGGAAAUGAUAAAAGGGUUUCUUGGGCACCUCCGGCUGCUCACGCUCCAAGUUCAUCGCACGGAAAUAGCAGGAGACAUUCGGCGAUGCCCGUGGUUAAUUUAAGAGAUUAUAACGUGACGUCGAAUAAAGAGUAUGCCAUUCAACCGCCAGCCGCGCAUUCUACGCGGGAUAGUUUAUCAAUGGGUACUAGGGAACAACAUUUAUUGGCGCCAACGAAAAAUUGGGGGCCGCCACAAGCUAUGCAUCAUCAAUCUUAUAGACACAGCAGCACGCACCUGUCGCCUCAGCCGCUGACCGGUGCGCCGAGGCUGUCCCCUCAGCAUCCUUUAGCGGCCGCCGGGCAGCCGCUGUACCACCAGACCGAGUUGUAUAGAAGACCGGCCGUUUAUGUGACCACUACGCAACCGGCUUAUAUACCAACAACUCAUCAGGUGGCUCCAGCUGGUAGGCCCUUACCUCCUCCUCCAGCGCAUCACGCAAGUGCAAGACCAGUUCUUGCGAGUCAUCCAAGUCACCCAUUGCCUGCGCACCUCCAAUUUCCGUCGCACGCGCAAGUGGCUUCCUACGGGUUCGCUCCAUUGAGUCCCGCAAAAAAUCACCAGUAUCAAAGCUUGUGGUUUGCUGAGUGAAGUGAGUAAAGACAAGAAUAAAGAAGAUAAGAAA